AUGUCCUCGAGUUCAGUUAGUUCAGGUUGUAGUUUGACGAGAAAGUGCCUUUGUGGUGAUGAAGUUGUUUUGAAGCCUUCUGGAACUAAUUUGAAUCCUGGUAGGAGGUUUCUUGGGUGUCCUAAAUAUCCGGAUCCAAACCGUUGCAGUUUCUUCGAAUGGGUUGAUGAUCCCAUAUGCAAGCGUUGCAAGGCUGUUAUUCUGGAACAAAAGGAAACAAUAGGCAAGUUAUAUGACCAGAUUAAGUAUAUACGAGAGAAAGCCAACUUCUUUGAGGACAAAGCCAAGGAGUACGAGAAGAAGGCUCAAGAGUAUGAGGAUAAGGCAAAAGAGUUUGAUAACAUGACUUAA
Rhododendron vialii is the source of this 351-nucleotide messenger RNA. RefSeq lists its product as uncharacterized. The record is from RefSeq and is a predicted model, not a curated record. Gene Ontology annotation, molecular function: zinc ion binding. Lineage: Eukaryota; Viridiplantae; Streptophyta; Magnoliopsida; Ericales; Ericaceae. The coding region runs from base 1 to 351 and encodes 116 amino acids. The transcript has 2 exons.